Miscanthus lutarioriparius is the source of this 660-nucleotide messenger RNA. The record is from the annotation of a GenBank genome assembly. Lineage: Eukaryota; Viridiplantae; Streptophyta; Magnoliopsida; Poales; Poaceae.
AUGGAGGUCGAGCGGGAGCCCCUCCGCGUGGCGGCAGCGGAGGACAUGGCUCUGGCGCGUGAUGCGGCCGAGCGCGGCUCCUACGCCGAGGCCGUGCGGAUCCUCGACGCCCACCGGGAGUCGAUGGCCCGGUCAGCGCCGGCACUGUCCGGCGACGCGACGUGCGGGGCGCUGGCGGUCGAGCUGCACGAGCUAAGCCUGCGCGUGUCGGACGAACGGGAGUACCAGCUGACGGGCCGCGCGUGCUUCCUCGCCGGCAUGAGCUCGCACGCCCAGCAGCGCGGCUUGUCGGUGCGGCUCGCAUGUCCUUUGUCGUCGGGGCUUCAGUUUGGAUGUGCGGGAUCGGCAAUGUUCGUGACUCCGGCCAUGCGGAAGAUGGAGAAGCUGUCGGAGAUGUCGCGUGCGCAGCAUGCGCUGGAGUAUGGAAGAAGCAAGGCCGCCGCCGUCCCUCUCCCUCCUCGUUCUCACCUCGAAGCAAGGUUGCCGUCGGCUGUCCCUCAUCUUGGCGUGUUUCAGAGAAAACGCCUUCCUGUGCCACUCAAGCGCUUAGCAAAUGCUACUAGUUUUAGUUUGGUUCGUCGCUCCGUGUUCUGUCCUUUCUCAGAGGACAUGAAUGAAGACGAGGAGUUCGAUCAGAAGCACAGUAGUCAGAUGGAAUGA